Molecule: messenger RNA, 1623 nt
Organism: Thamnophis sirtalis
Lineage: Eukaryota; Metazoa; Chordata; Lepidosauria; Squamata; Natricidae
Product: thioredoxin, mitochondrial
Biological process (GO): cell redox homeostasis
Cellular component (GO): mitochondrion
Molecular function (GO): protein-disulfide reductase activity
Source: RefSeq, a predicted model, not a curated record
CAAUCGCCACGAGAGUACUUAUGGUUGCGUUCUAAAGCUGCGUCCACUCGUCCAAUCAGCUCCCGGAAGAUUGUUCAGCUUUUUGAUUCUCCAGGGCGGCCUUGAGGGGCUCUGCGGGGGGUGUGAAGAUGGCCCAAAAUCUCUUCAGAUCAUUGUUGUCUAUUCCGGUCAAGCGUCUCACGCCAGUGUUUCAUCCCAGACCUUCAUUGCUUCUGUACAGAGUUUCAGCUCUGCCAUGUAGGAGACCUUGGUGUACUUCCUUUGCUUCUCCUGCCAUGCAUUCACAGACUAGGACAUUUUCUACUACUCAGGUCUGUUGGCAUACUUUUAAUGUCCAGGAUGAGAAUGACUUCCAAGACAGAGUUUUGAAAAGUGAAAAACCCGUGGUGAUAGACUUCCACGCCCAAUGGUGUGGUCCCUGCAAAAUCCUGGGUCCCAGACUAGAAAAGGUCGUGUCCAAACAUGAGGGGAAGAUUCUGAUGGCGAAAGUGGACAUUGACGAUCAUACUGAUCUUGCCCUUGAAUAUGAGGUGUCAGCUGUACCCACUGUCUUAGGCAUGAAGAAUGGUGAUGUGGUGGAUAAGUUUGUGGGAAUCAAAGAUGAAGAUCAAUUAGAAGCUUUUCUCAAAAAACUCAUUGGACCCUGAGCAGCAAGGACAGUUGUGUUCUCCGAGCCAAGGCUUAUUCCAUUUGUCCCUUUUUAAAAUAUAUAUAUACAUGUUUCCUUAGAGGGGAAUGGGACAAAUUGUAUGGUUGGACUAGCAUCUGUUUUUUGAAGAGAGCGGAUGAUGCCUACUUCCCCCAUCUUCUGGGGGAGAGGUACUAGUGGUUCCUACUGCCAUGGAAAGACUGCUUGCUCUGUGACAGAGAAAGACUGGAGAUUGCUGCCUGCUAGCAGAUGCCCGAUGACAAGAAAGUCUUCCUAAUAUAGCAGCCUCUUCUUAAUGUACUUUCUCAUACAUAUUGGAGACACUUCCCUUUCCUGUCCAACCCAAUGUAAAACCCAAUGUGGUUAAUUAUUGCUGCUUAUGGCAGCAGUUGUUCUGCUUCAUCUCUGCAGCUUUCCUCCUUUGUUUAGUGGUAGAUUAAAAUCAUUUGCAGUUUUUGACGGUAGCCUCAAUGCCUCUCCUGCUGUCAUCAAUUAAAUUGAGAGAAACAUUGAUUGAUUGGAGCCUUUUUAUUAGUAGAUCUAUAAUAAAAAAUAGCUGUAAUUACUGCAUUUUCUUUUGGUAUAGAAUUUCCCUUCUGCAGGAAAAUUAAAAUUGUUCAAUGUGGCUUGAGUACUUUAGGGUUGAAUACAAAAUAUGAAUAAGGAGGAGUUGGGCAUUAAACCUUUGCUAGUCCACAGACACAAAGCCUUUUGUGAGAAGAAACUGUCCCCUCUUUUUUGCCUAAGCAUUUUAUCUCCAAACAUAUUGGGGGAAAUCAUGCAUUAGAAGUGCUUUUUUAAAAAAGAACCAAUGAAAGGGAAUACUUUUAUGCGACUUUCCACUCAUUUUUGAAUUUAUUCUCUAUAAAUGAUAAAUCAAGUCAAAUUUAAAUUUCACAAUGUUUUAAUUUCAAGUCCAAUUUAUUUAGAUUUUGCUAUGAAUUUUUACAUUUUCACAAAUCUAGUAAAAUCUA